This is a messenger RNA of Dentiscutata erythropus, 144 nucleotides long. Lineage: Eukaryota; Fungi; Glomeromycota; Glomeromycetes; Diversisporales; Gigasporaceae. The record is from the annotation of a GenBank genome assembly.
AUGAAUGCUUGGUACCUUCGUAAACUGGUUGUUGAAAUUUUACAAGCUAAAAAAUUAUCCGAUCUUCAAAAGCAAACAAUACAAGCAGUUGAAAAAAAGACCGAACUUCUCAAUGCAGCGAAUGCAAAUAUACCAUCUAUGUGA